AUGACAAUCGAAUAUUUUUUAUCUUCUUUAUGCGAGGAUUUUUCUCGAUUAUUGGAAAGUUCGGAUGAUUAUAAUGUAAAAAUUAAAGUUGGCCAAGAACCAGAUUAUCGAGUUUUUGAUGCUCAUUCGGUGGUAUUAAGGGCAAGGUCAAGUUAUUUUCGUGCAGCAUUAUCAAAGGAUUGGGCGAAAAGUGAAGGAGACAAGUUAAUUUUAUUGAAACCGAACAUUUCACCAAGGAUCUUCGAAGUUGUUUUAAGAUUUAUUUAUACAGGUGGAUUAGCAUGGGAUACUUUAAAAGGCGCCGAAGAUAUUCUCAAUUUAUUGGUAGCAGCUGACGAGCUGGGAUUAACAGAACUUUUAUCGCGUGUAGAAACACACCUACUUUAUCAAAAAUCUGAAUGGCUAAAGAAAAACUUCGUGCUUGUGCAUCGAACGGUAUUCAAAUCAGAAUCUUUCAAAAAAUUACAACAAUUUUGUCUAGAAAAAAUCAGCCAUGAUCCACAAAGUUUAUUCAAUUCGGAAGACUUUACCACAAUCGAUCAAAAUCUCCUGUUCUCGUUACUGGGACGCGAUGAUCUGCUGUUGGAGGAGAUUGACAUCUGGAAACAUGUAAUAAAAUGGGGAGUCGUGCGGAAUUCAAAGUUGAAGUCUGAGCGAAUGGAAAAGUGGACAUCCGAAGAUUGGCAAAAUUUAGAGAAAACCUUGCGAAAUUUUAUUCCGCUGAUUCGAUUUGCGCAUAUAAAUUCGGCAGAUUUUUAUACUUACAUUCGCCCGUAUCGUAAAAUUAUCCCCGAUGAAAUCUUUGAAGACACGCUUCGUACCAUUCUAAUUCCCGGAUCCAAACCAAAAAUCGGCCCACUUCUUCCCUCACGUGGAGAAAUUCAAUCAACCCUGAUAAAUAUACAACACGCUAGCAUAAUUUCAAGUUGGAUAGACCGUCGCGAUCCUCUACACUAUUACACUCCCGCCGACUCGCCAUACAAAUUCACAACAUUACUUCGAGGAACACGCGAUGGAUUCUCGCCAAAAACAUUUAGAGAACGAUGUAACAAUCAAGGCUCGACUGUCGUUAUUCUCAAAAUACAUGGCACAUCUCAAUUAAUUGGUGGCUACAAUCCAAUUCACUGGGGAUACACGGAUAAAGGAUGGGUUAAUACAACACAAAGUUUUCUGUUUUCGCUUGGUGAUGGGAUCAAUCUGGCGCAUUUGAUGCUGAGUCGCGUGCAGAAUGCCGAAUGUGCUAUUUGUGAGAAUCAUUAUCGUGGUCCAAAGUUUGGCUAUAUGGAUUUGGUGAUGGGCUUGAGUGGACAUCCAUUCAAUGAACCGGGAAGUUGUCAGUGCCAACGACGACAAUAUGAAAAGAGUAUUGUUGAUACAUCGGAAUUAUUCCAUGCUGAUGAAUAUGAA
Ambispora leptoticha is the source of this 1407-nucleotide messenger RNA. The record is from the annotation of a GenBank genome assembly. NCBI's taxonomy places the organism in Eukaryota, Fungi, Glomeromycota, Glomeromycetes, Archaeosporales, Ambisporaceae.